Messenger RNA from Symbiodinium sp. CCMP2592, 564 nucleotides. The record is from the annotation of a GenBank genome assembly. Lineage: Eukaryota; Dinophyceae; Suessiales; Symbiodiniaceae.
AUGCUGCUACAGGGCUUGGAGUGGAUCGAGCUUUGCUGCCACUCUUGUCCCCAAAGUGUGCUGAAUGGCGACAAGGAUCGGGUGCCAGCAGGUUGCAGCUGCCGUGAGAUCGCCCAGGGUUUCCCAGUUGCCACUGUGAUCGACUUGGUGGCAAAGGGUGACCUGUGUCUGGGUCGACUGGAACUACUGAACAUUGCUUUGUCUCGCGGAGUCGAUUUAAACAGGCCUUUCCCAGGCAAUCCAGACAUCACCUUGUUCCACCAUGUCCUCACGGAAAUGACUCCCCAUGAUGGCUAUCCAGACAAAGAGUUCGGCCGGGAUGCUGACAGGAUGUGCUGUGCUGUCAUCGAGCGAAUGGUGCGGGCUGGGCAUGCGCGUGCGGACGGGAAGUUGCUGGCAGACAUAGCAUCCGGAAAGUUUCUGGAGGACCUCUUGGAUCCGUGGACGGAGGACUGGUUGCCUGAGGGGUUAAACUACUUUCAUGGCUAUGCGGCAAGCCUGCGUGCAUGGCUCACUUCAGAUCAGCAGCAGCCCUUCAGGUGGACAUACCCGAGACAAGGGUAA